This is a messenger RNA of Chlamydomonas reinhardtii, 3156 nucleotides long. RefSeq lists its product as uncharacterized. NCBI's taxonomy places the organism in Eukaryota, Viridiplantae, Chlorophyta, Chlorophyceae, Chlamydomonadales, Chlamydomonadaceae. Gene Ontology annotation, cellular component: ribonucleoprotein complex. The record is from RefSeq and is a predicted model, not a curated record. The coding region runs from base 183 to 2600 and encodes 805 amino acids. Gene Ontology annotation, molecular function: RNA binding. The transcript is spliced from 3 exons.
CAAUACAUUGAAACAUUCAGCAGCUUCACAACUUCAACCAAUUCCAGCAAAUACGUGCAAGCUAACACUCUUCCGACACACCUAAACGCCUCGCGCCCUUGCGCGGGCCCGCAACGGCCAGCGGCGCUUCUGCAGCUGCAACCCUUUGGACAAAGUACCAAGAGAGGUUAAGGAAAGGCACGAUGGCCGAUGCUCAAGCUUCGUCGAUUCCCGCGACCAUGGGCACCGGCGGUCCUGCCGCUCCUGAGCCGGUGCCGCAGUCGGAGCCGCUGAGCGAGGACCAGGUUCUCAACAACGCGGGCGGUUUCGUCUUCAAGGUCGACGAUUUCACGCUGCUGCGUCGAUUCAUCAUUCUGGGCUCCGACGCCAACAACUACUACGUCUCGCGCAAGUCUGUGGACCUGGCGUCCGCCCAGUGCGUGGUGCGACUGCUGGCGGCGGGGCAGGGCGAGGCGGUGGUGAAGGAGGUCGUCGACAUCAGCCGGGAGGGACGGGCGCCCAAGCAGGCCACCGGUAUCGUGGUCCUGGCCAUGUGCGCUCGCCUGGGCGACCCCGCCACCAGCCGCGCGGCGCUGGCUGCAGUGCCGGCCGUGUGCCGCACCGCCUCCACCCUGUUCGAGUGGGUGCAGCGCUGUAAGGAGGUGGGCGCAGCGGCUGGUAUCGCCAAGACCGAGUCGGGCGCAGUCGAUGCAGCUGCCUUCGCCGCCUGGCUCGACGCUGCGUCUCGCGAUGCGAGCGCUGCCGCUCCUGCUGCCCCGUCGGGUGGCCGCGGCGGCCGCGGCGGCGGCCGUGGUGGCCGCGGUGGCCGCGGCGGCGGCAAGGAGGCCGGUGGUGGUGAGGCGCUAGGAGGCCUGGGCGGCCGCACUGGCAAGCUGAGCUGGGGCCGCGCCAUGCGUCGCACCGUGGCCCGCUGGUACCUGGACAAGACGGCGGCCGCGGUGGCGUACCAGGCGACCAAGUACAGCCAGCGCAACGGCUGGAGCCAUGCCGACCUGCUGCGACUGGCACACCCGGACCCUGAGGAGCACGCGGCCAAGCGCCGGAAGGUGGUGGAGGGCGCUGCGGCCGCUGUGAAGGCUGCGGCCGCCCCGGACACUGAGGCAGCUGCAGCCUCAGCCGAUUCAGACUCGGAGUGGGUGGUGGUGGGUGGUGGCGAUGGCGAGGCAGCUGGCUCGGAGCUGGGCGCCCUGGCGGCAGCGAUGGCGGCGGCUGCUCCGGCUGCCGCCGCCGGUGGUGACGCGGCAGCCGCUGCCGAGGCUCAGCGGGUGGCUGACCUGAAGGCCGUGUUCGCUUUCCUUACCCAUGGCACCGUGCCAGGCCAGAAGCAGGCGCCCAAGCAUAAGAAGGCUGCAGCGUCGGACGAGGCAGCUACGGACCCUGCUGUUAAGGUCGCUGAGGCGCCUGCCGCGGCUGAGGCGCCUGCCGCGGCUGAUGAGGCGCCUGCCGCGGCUGAGGCGCCUGCUGCGGCUGAGGCGGCCGCCGCGGCUGAGGCGGCCGCGUCCAUUGUGCUGAGCCCGGUGAUGCAGUACCUGGUAGAUGCCCACCGCCUGCGCAAGGAGAUCCGCGCGCCGCCGCCCCUCAAGUCCGCAGCGCGCAAGCGCGGGCGUGAGGGGGCUGAGUCGGAUGAGGAGCAGGAGGAAGAGGCGGAUCCCCAGGUGGUGGCUCAGCACGAGGCCGCAACCGCCGCUGCGGUUGAGUCGGCGCUCACUCUCAUCCGCCGGCACCGCUUCGGCCACGAGCACGUGGGUGACACCGUGCUGCUGCGGAACCCGGCGGUGUGGGGCGCGUUCCUUGAGAACGGCAUGCCGCUGACCGCUAUGAUUCGCAACCUGGGCCGCAUGUCGGAGCUUGGUCUGCUGGUGCAGCCCAGCUACCAGAAGCGCGUCACGGACCGCCUGCGCGACGCGAAGGCACUGACGGCGGCGCGCGUGCACCCCAUGACGCUUCUGGACGCCAUGUGCACCUACCGCAACGGUGGGGGCGCACGCGGCAAGGCGCGCUGGAACCCAGUUCCAGCCGUUACGUCGGCGCUGGAGGACGCGUUCUACCUGGCGUUCAAGAACGUGGUGCCCACUGGCAAGCGCUACCUGCUGGGGCUGGAUGUGAGCGGCUCCAUGGGCUGUGCCAACUGCUCUGGUAUGACGUCCCUCACUGCGCGCCAGGCGGCGGCGGCCGUGGUGAUGACGCUGGUGCGCACCGAGCCGUGGGUCAAGACGAUGGCGUUCUCGCACCAGCUUGUGGAGUUCGACGUGCGUGAGUCCGACCGGCUCGAGGAGGUGGUGCGGCGGGCGGAGCGCAUCCCCAUGGGCGGCACCGACUGCGCGCUGCCAAUGAUCUACGCGACGGAGAAGCAGCUACCCGUGGACGUGUUCGUGGUGCUGACGGACAAUGAGACGUGGUUCGGCGGCGUGCACCCGACUGAGGCGCUGAAGCGCUACCGCACCGCCAUGAAGAUGCCUGACGCCAAGCUGGUGGUGCUGGCAUUCAGCGUCAACGACUUCAGCAUCGCCGACCCCAAGGACCCCGGCAUGCUGGACGUGGCGGGGCUGGACUCGGCGGUGCCGCGAGUGGUGGCGGACUUUGCGCGUGGAGGUGUGUGAGAGGCUAGAUUAGAUGUUGAGAGGGCUGCAGUAAGGAAGUUUUGGUGAACUUGUUGUGAAUGCGCUCUCGUGUGGUGGCAAGGGCCAUGAGUAUCGGUACUGGUACUGACUGGUAUGCGGGGAGUUCAUCGUAUGUUAUCAUGUGCGGCACGCAUCGAUGUUGCAUGCGCCACGGGAGCUUUAAUGGAUGAUGUUAGCGCGGACAACGUAUGUGCUUAUGUUUCUUUUGUUGAUAAUAAAGCUUGGUUAAGGGAGCGAUGCAGGAUGUUCCGGACUUCCGGUUGCAGGCAAGUUAUGGGCAGUGAGAGGGGGCAUGGCCCGUCAUGCAGUGCAGGACAGCGCUAUUGCGAUGCUGUGUGCGCACGCAUGCAACACGGACAUCAUGGAAUGACACGUGUGAAAGAGCAGGGGUGAUGCGACCCCCGACCGACCGACCGACCGACCCCCCCUGCCGUACGACCCCCCAAAACCCCCUCAGAACCCCUUAGUUUUUUGUCAGGUUGGUGCCAAUCGACUGCUCUCGGUGAGCUCUAUCGCUAUGUAAAAUGAUCCGCCU